Messenger RNA from Porites evermanni, 8466 nucleotides. The record is from the annotation of a GenBank genome assembly. Lineage: Eukaryota; Metazoa; Cnidaria; Anthozoa; Scleractinia; Poritidae.
AUGGCGGAAUACAAGGGAGCCGCAAAAGAAGGAGCCAGGGCUAUGGCCCUAAUGAAAAAGAGAGAGAAAAUGAAGGCUGAUAUUGAAGCUGCCAAAAACAAGAUAUCCGAGGUAAGAUUCUGUGAGAUUAAUUUUGAGAUUGUUUCAUCAACUUUGACAUUCACAGAAACUUUCGUGAAUUGUUCGUUCCAAGCUACAAUUUGAUGUAUUUUUCUUACAUUGUACUAGUUUCUUUUGAAUAACUGAAUGUUGUGUCUCAUUCUAAAAGUUCCCCUUAUUUUAGUGCUAGUUUCGCAAUCAACCUACAAAAAUAACGUCUUUUGGAAUUUAAUUUCUUUUAGAAACACAAAAUUGCCGACAUCAGCAACAAGUUUUCGUCGCACUAUGAUGUGGUUGAACAACAGCUUAAAUCAAGCACUAUUGGUAAGCCUAUCUUCCGUUAACAGCUGUGCGUAAAUAUUUUGGUUUAAUAAUUCUACCAUCAGUUAAAAUUUGCCUUUGCUUGAUUUUUGUUUUUGUUUUUAUGAAUGAUAAUUAAAGUUUACUAUAACUAUGUGAAAGAUUUCCUCACAGCCCCACAUAUGCUCUAUGCAUGCAGCAAUCUCUUACUAUUUCACAUAACAGUUGGUGUGAAUAAAGUCAGAACAUGUUUGCAUAAUAAAUGUGCGGGGCUUUAUGGAAAUCUUACCUUACUAGAUAGCUGGCAAUCUGAAACUCACGUCCAAUUUUAACAAAAUAUCUCAUUUUAUUCUUCAAAGAACAUAAGUUAUUUGUUUAGAAAUCUCAAGCGAUUUCAAACGUUGCCUUGAGUUUGAAGUAGCUUGGGCAUAUAGUGAAAUCUCAGUGUUUUCUAAACAUGUUUUGACACCCUGAGUCAGCUCUCAAGGAAUAUCCACAAAAAUUGUUAUAAAAUCCUUUCCAAAGCAUCUGAUGUUUGUUCAAAAAUGCCAAGCACUUCUGGAUAAAGAAUUAUUAUUGUAGUGGACAGAUUCUCUGAGCUUGAGCAAAUUCUUUAAAAUCUCUAAUCAAGGACUCAGUCGAAUCAAGGACUCAAGAUGACUGGCAGUCAGAAAUUCUUACCAUUUUUCCACAAAUACCUUCCUUGGCAUUACCUGAGCAUGACAGUACUCUUAUUGAAAACUCUCAGUAGAUUCCAAUAAAAGUUUUCCAUGCGAGACUAAUGGAAAUUCUGACUACUGGGUAUCUAGUAGUCUGAAAACUAUGCCAUUGUUGCUUGUUAAGUGUUAGGUAGCCUGCAAUCAUGCCCUCCCAAUGUCUGUAUUAUGUUUUUUUUAAGGGAAGGAUGGUAGAAAACAUAUAUAUUUAUCAGAUAACAUGUUAAAAAAAGCCAGAGUCUGGAAGUAUUUCUGAUUGGUCCAGACACAAUAUGUUUUACACACUUUUGUUCUUAUUUGCUGAAGAUUAGGUUUGACAUCCCAUGGGAUUGUUUGGUACUUAUGAAUGAAAUGUAUCUGAUUCUGUAGUUAGCUUAAGUUUUGUUUUCUUGAUUUUGUGGCCAAUAAUGAUAUUAAAAUGAAACUCCAGCUGAGAAAUACUCCUUCACAGGAAUAAGCUGGUGCUUAAGUUUUUCACAGAACAAUUUUUGAACAUAGCCAUUGGAUUGAUUUCCCUGGGUACAAAAAUAUUUGCUAGCAGACAUUUUUUGCACCUUGAUGACAGGUGUUCGAUUUUUUCAAGCACGAGGGUGUCCUUUUUGUUCCUCUUUUAAAAUUUCGUCACAUAUAUGUGCAGUCAUGUUUAUACGUUUCAGCUUGAAAACUUUUCCCUAUCAACAACCUCAAAGAUACAAAAAUGGGCCCUUAGAGUUUAAAUAAAGUCACCACUCAUUUAGUAGACAGUUAUGUGAGACAGACAGCUCUCUAAGAUGGCCAUCUCACGGAGAGAGAGCUCACUUGAUAAAUUUGACAAGGAGUCCGGACAAAUUUUUUUGUCCAGGUUGAAGUGUGCCAAACUUGAGGCACCUUUGUGGGACGUGAUGCAAUUGGACAAGCUUCGAACUUUGCAGGCUUAGCAACUUGAUUUAUUGUUGUUAUUAUUAGGUCUUGUUACCCUGGAUGAAAUGAAAGCCAAGCGAGAAGACUUAGUCAGGGAACAUGAAAAGCAGUUAGCUGCAAAGCUGAAAAGUGAAGAACUAGAGGGGUAUGAAAUCAAUUUCCUUUUGUUUCAUGUUAUCAUAUGUCAUAGUUAGCACAACUCGUAAGACUGAUUUAUAUAGUUAGUGGGCCUCUGGUCUUCUCCAUGGCAUGAUUGUGCCUUUUUUCACUCUAAAAACUAAGGAUGCUUUCCAUUGUCAGAACUGACCGGCCAGACCGUCCCUGUCAUAUUGAGAAUUUCACUUUAAAUCAAAACUAUCCAGCCAGAUCAGUCAAAUGGUAAAUAGUAUACACCAAGGAGAUGGUUUUUCUGCAAAAACCCUUUGAAAAAAGCCGAUUUCAUUUGCAAGCUGACUGGUCCGGCAAUGGUCCAACCGGCCAGUUCUAACAAAUGGAAAGUGUCCUAAGACUUGCUCCGAGAUAUGAAAAAUUAACAUACUAACUGUGUUGUCUUGGUCUGCUCUUCAAGCAAUGGAUCCUUCUUUUAUAUUUGGAUUGUGCACUUUGUGAGCAAGGGCUCGAGGAUGAGUGAAUUUUGAAUUAAACUCUGAGUUGCUAAUCUGGAGCAACAUUUUGAGAUGUGCAUUAUAAUGGAAUACCAGAAUUUUUGUUUAUAAUAUAGGCUUUUUUGUUUUACCUAAGCCUUCUUUUCCCAUGAAAAAAGAAUUCCCUAUGUUCCUCAAAGUUAUUCUUUGAAUACAGAGAGGAGAGAUUUUAGAGUCAAUGAGUCUUUGUAAACUCUGGCAAAUUUGCCUGAAGUAUUACAGUCUCUCCAUUGAGUUGUGUCCUGUGUUCACCUAAACUUGCACAAAGUAGUUUCCAUUAGUCAGAAAAGAGAAAGAAAUCUAGCUUUUUUAAAAAAUUAUUUGGUGUUAAUCAUUUAGGUCUAGAUGAUAAGGGUUGUUCAUCUGUGCCUUAUUUCGUUUUUGUGUAUUUUAUAAAGGGAAAGUAAGAAAAAGAAGCAGAAGAAAAUCAAAGCAAAGACUUCAUCUGCAUUAUCAUUUAACCUUGACGAUGAGGAGGUCGAUGAGGAUUCUGAACCUGGUAAUCUUUCUCUCUUAAAAGUUACCCUUUAAUCCUGAACAUUGAAAUUUAAAUUGUCAAUUUUUGGCACUAUAUGUUUCAUAGUAGUAUAGAAAAAGGGAAAAAGUUAAUGGUAUCAAAUAAAUUAUAUAUCUGAUGUCAUCAUUUUCUCAAUUCUUUUGACUUCUCUGUCUUGGCUUAAAAAGUUACUUUAAACCUCAAUCUGCCCCGUAGCAAGUCGUGUUGGGUAGUGUUGUACCUGGUAACAACAAAAUGGAUAGUUCUCUUAUACAUUACUUAUCACAUCAAAGUUAAUGAACCAUAUGUUAGUUCUUUUGUACGUAUUACCCCUAAAUUUAAUCAAGAAGUUAAUGCUUUUAGUCAAGUGCUAACAGAGUUGUUGCUUAUAUUCGCAUACAGAUUAGAACUCCAGAUUGAUCUCUAUACAUUUCCCUCAAGAAUUAGUUGCACAAAUUGGACUAAAGAUCAAAACAUUUUUCCCCAGCUGAUCAUUUUAGUAAUUCUCAUGAACUUUUUGCCUUCAUUAUGAUACAUAUGGAUAUUAUUAGGAGAAAAUUGACAUUACUCACUCUUGGGACUUAAAAGGGUUAACAGCCCAAGGUGAUUUCACAAUAAAUUACCAUCACCCUGUCUUUAACAAUGUAUUUCAAAAUGCUUCCUUCCUUAUGUAAUGGUGGUAAUGGUAAUGGUGAUGUUAACAUUAAUUUUUUUCUUUUUCUGGCAGUUGUCCCUUUAAAGAAGAAGAAGCCAGGAAAAAAUCCAGAUGUAGAUACAUCAUUUUUGCCUGAUAGAGACAGAGAGGUAAUGAUGACAAGUGAGAGUGUGAAAUACUUUUAAAGGUUAUGUUUUCUUUUAAUUUCUGAAAAGCUCACACAUUAAAAAAAUAGUCUCUAGGUUAAGCAAGGGAAACGUAAGCAUCCAGAUGAUAUUUCUACUUUUGAGAUUGUAAAUUUAUAUAAAAGAUGUGUGCCCUUUUAAUUUUUCAAAAGAAAUCUGAAAUGCUAAAUGGUGUUUAAUGGCUUUGACAAACAUAACCUUGCAGCCUCACUACAAAAUUAAUGUAACUCUAGUUACCUUGAAGUGGCUGUCCUGUGCCCAUCUACAACUCUGUCUUACAUAAGGGUAUUAAUCCUGUACACAGGUGUAAUUCUGCAUUGGCCAUCCUGUACUCUACUUUGCAUUGAGAUAGUGCUCCUGUGCACUUUUUAAACUCUACCUACCAGUGGUGGUUAUUCUGUAUUCUGCGGCUUACAACUGUGUAAUUUACAAAUGUACAACUCUUUCUCACAGGGAAAUGGGUAUCCAGUGGCAUAUGGAGAUGAGGCUGUCUGGUAUGGUUAUAUUUCAAAAUAAAUGAUUACAUAGUUAAUGGGUCUUAUGGUUCUUUUUGAGACAGGAGAUGGAAAGAAAAGAGCGAGAACACAUACGACAAGAAUGGGUUGAGAAGCAGGAGAAAAUUAAAAGUAAGCACUUUUUAUGUAGUUUCAUCACCCAGAUAUCAUCAAAACUUUCUGACCUGGCAGAAAAUUCUGAUACCAAAAUUUUUAAGUUUUGUAACUCUUGUCGUAGUAAACGUUGAUUAUUUCAGUUAAUCAGUUACAUACAAUUUGUUGCGUUUUUGUAGAUGAAGAUGUUGAAAUUACAUACAGUUAUUGGGAUGGUUCUGGACACAGAAGAACACUAAAGGUAAAAAAGACAUCACUGAUUAACAACCCUGAAUUAUUUUGAAGUAGGUUUCAUUUUUUUUUUGUAGUGAACUCAUGCAAAGGUGGAGGGUACUCCUGGGAAUUCCUGGUGGGGGUUUGCCGCCCGGUUCUCCAAAUCCUGACCCUAUUUCACGCCAAAAAAUGUAAUUUUCCACACCAGUUUUCAGACCAGACCUCUAAAAUGCUCACCCGUUUUCAGACCUGGCCUUUAGGCAGAAAUUAUGUUAUCAUUACUUAGAUUAGAGUGCAAACAAAAAAAUUAUUCAAAUUCAUUUCGAAUUUGCAUAUUUCUCUUUCUUUCUUACUCAUUUGGAAUUGAAACGAUAAAUACGUUCAUAUACUCCCGCAGUUCCCUCGAAAACCAUACCCGAUUCCAGACCAAAAUGAGCAAAGUGUAUACCGGUUGUCAGACCAAAACGGCGCAAAAACCCUACCCGAUGGGGCGGCACAUACCUAUAUAGCUUAUAUAAGGGAGUACCCACCUCCCCCGGGAGCAGAGGAAAGGGUAAACCCUGUGUGACAAUCGUGAAAAUUUUAUUUUGUUUGGAAAAUUUUUCUUCCAAACUACACCUUCCUAUAAACUGAACUAUUUAUAAACGACCAAAACACGGUAAUGUUAAACAAACGCACAAGUAAUCAUCAAGUCGCUUUUGUCACACACAAACAUUUUGCUGUCCUCUUCUUUUGUGCAAAAGUGCUGCUAAAGAGGUUUCAUUUGAAUGGUCACACUAUAGGAUUUCAUUCACAGUUUCAAAAUUUAGAAUAAUACAAGACUCGGAGCCAAACGGUUGAAUGUACAAAAUAACUGAUUUUCAUUUCUUAAGCGAAUGUUGUGAACGUCAUGGAAUGAAGAUGUUAGAUAAUAUUUCUGCUAUUUCUUAUCGUCAGAUGAAAAAAGGCAAUACAAUUUCACAGUUUCUUCAAAAAUGCAUUGAGCAACUUAGGAAAGACUUCACUGAAUUCAGGUAAGCACUUUUGUCAACUUACGUUCUCUUUUCAGUUAUAAAGAUGACAACUUUUUUUNUAAUACAAGACUCGGAGCCAAACGGUUGAAUGUACAAAAUAACUGAUUUUCAUUUCUUAAGCGAAUGUUGUGAACGUCAUGGAAUGAAGAUGUUAGAUAAUAUUUCUGCUAUUUCUUAUCGUCAGAUGAAAAAAGGCAAUACAAUUUCACAGUUUCUUCAAAAAUGUAUUGAGCAACUUAGGAAAGACUUCACUGAAUUCAGGUAAGCACUUUUGUCAACUUACGUUCUCUUUUCAGUUAUAAAGAUGACAACUUUUUUUACGCUUUUUUUCCUCGUGUAGAGCUAUCACUACGGAAAACUUGAUGUAUGUAAAAGAAGAUCUUAUAAUUCCACAAGUAAGUAAUUAUCCUUUAAAGAAUGAAAAACUGAACUAGAUGUACCUAAAAAAUAUAACAAUACUAAUAAAUUAUUGGGUGAGUCUUUUGCGAUACCCGAAGAAAUCAAGGUCGAGGCUGAAAACACUCACCGAGACGUUGAUUAUUCCGGAUACCACAAAAACCCAAUGUAAUAAUUGUUUUAUUAUACGUUGUUUUUAAGAAAAUAGGGACGAACACAACAUCGCAUCAUUGCACUUGGAAAUGAUGCAUUGCGCCCGCAACCCGCAGAUUGGUCACGAAUCUGCAAGCAGAUAACUAACUAAUCUGUAGAUUGCCAGUUUUCCAAAAAUAACUGUAGGCUGUUAGCCAGUGAGAAGACAGAUAGUGAGUACAAUGUCCUCAUUCAAUAAUUAUUACACUGAUAUUUAGUCGCUGAAAUUGGUAAAAAACAACAAAGUCAUGUUAAUUUUUGUUCGCGUUUUUUUCUGAUCUUGCAGCAUUACACUUUCUAUGACUUCAUUAUUAACAAGGCUCGUGGCAAAAGUGGACCGCUCUUCAGUUUUGAUGUUCAUGAGGAUGUCAGAAUGAUAAGUGACGCUUCCGUGGAAAAAGAUGAGGUCGGUAAACUGCUGCUACACCCAAAAGCACAAUGAUUAUUUACUUUGGUCAGUUGAACCAGUCAAAGCUCCAAUAGUCACCUUUCCGGAAAUAAUAGCCGGUUGCCGUCGUAAAAAUGGCAAUCUUCGCCAUGUUCUUGUGUAAAUGUAAACAUCUGAAGCACGGUGCGUCGUUUUCUUUCGUCGCGAUAGACCAAUGCCGAUAUAUUAAAAUUCAUACAGUGGAAUGCCGUUGAUACGGUCACCAAUGGGCCCCAAAAAUUGGUGCGUUUUAACGGGGUGGCCGUAUUAACGAGGGUCUUUUUUUACAAGAAAAUUUGUGGCGGUUUUUGCCAGUGGGGCCAAAAAAAGUGGCCGUAAUAACGAGGUGACCGUAAGGCGGGGUUUCACUGUACUUGGCUGCGAGGUUUAAAAGAAAUCAUCAAAAUCAAAAUAAAUCAUCUUGAGGCUCAAAAAUGAAUAAUACAUUUCUUUUGUUUUAUUUCCCCAAGCUUCGGAGCCAAGUAUGAAUUUUAAUAUAUUGAAAAUGGUCCAAGGCUUCGGGCGAAUCGACUUUUGGGCGGAUCGACCUGAUACCACACCAACUUGGCGUCUUCAUACUAAGUACAAGCCUUUCAAUAACGUUGUUUGAGUAUCUCGCCUGUGAAAUACCCCAGAGGCCAGACUCUUGGCGAGACAGUUUACACAUCCCUCCUCUAUCACCUGUCAUAAUUCUUAACUGUUUGUGCGGUCUGAAAAUGUAACUCAGCCGUCAAGUCCUCUAUGAUCUCAUCUUUCUGUGAAAUGAAAUUACUCCCACGAGUCUCAAGGAAACAGGUCUUUUCGAUACAAAUCGUUUCAAGACGAACUCAAGCAGUUAAAUUGCACAAAAAUAUCUUUCACUUAGUAUAGUUUUCGGGUGAACAAGAAAAACAUUUUGGCUGAAUAUCCUUUGUUCUUUAAGUCAAGUACGUAGAACUAUUUACAACUCGACUGAUUAAACUUGUAUCAAAACAACUUGUAUCGAAAUGACUUUUUAUCGAAACGACCUGUAACCCCCCUGCCCCCCCCCCCCCCCNUUACUCCCACGAGUCUCCUAAAGGAAACAGGUCGUUUCGAUACAAGUCGUAUCAAGACGAACUCAAGCAGUGAAAUUGCGCAAAAAUGUCUUUCACUUAGUACAAUAAUUUGCGCGUGAACAAGAAAAACAUUUUGGCUGAAUGUUCUUUGUUCUUUAAGUCAAGUACGUGGAACUAUUUACAACUCGACUGAUUAAACUUGUAUCGAAAUUACAAAAAAAUGUCUUUAAUGGCUUUUUAUCGAAACGAACUGUAACCCUCCUGCCCCCCUGACGCUCAGUGGUAGUGGUAGACUAGUAACCAGAAGCUCACAGGUUCGAUUUCUGUUGGGAGUACUUGGAAUUUUUCUUCCGAGUCGCCUGUGUCACUGACUGACAAAAACAUCUUUCUCAUGGAAAAUUUGUGUUAUCGCUAAUCUGUUCGCUGUUCUUCUUGCAGUCACAUGCGGGGAAGGUGGUUCUGCGUUCUUGGUACGAGAGGAAUAAACAUAUUUUCCCCGCUAGCCGGUGGGAGCCUUAUGAUCCGGAGAAAACAUGGGCAAAAUAUACGGUAAAUAUAAACAAUUAUUGGAUGAGGUUUUUGUAA